AACUUUAAAAAUAACCUUUCUCAAGUUAAUUCCAGCAUGUCGGUAUAACCUCAUCAGUUCUAGCUUGUUAUCCGUCUGGCAGACCGCUUUUCUGUGCGUGAAAAUAAUAAGCGGAUCUUUGAGUUGUUGACGAAACAUGUUUGUAUACAGAAGUUUUUUAUGGGUUACAAGUAUAGUGUAAGAAAGAAAUACAGAAAAUGUAAAGUUGUCUAAUUUUUGGAUAUAGAGAAUAUUUCACAAUUUUGGUGAGUGACGAAGGACCUCAAUGCUGGUAUGGAAGCAACGACAAAAUUACCUCUUGCUAGCGGGGGAGACGAUAUGAAUAUGCUCAGAUGGUCAAAAGAUAUAGAAAAACAAGUGGGUGAUUUUUCCAGCAUUUCGAGCGAAGAUGAAACAGGUUCCGAAUUUGAUACCGAACGAAGGGUAAGGGAAAAUCCGAGUCAAGAAAUAUGGAACCCAACUUCGAUAUGGGACAGUUUGAUGAAUCUUCCCGAUGCAGAAGAUAUAAAUGAACUCUUUUCCAAAGAAGACAUUCAAACAGCAAUACGAAAGAACAAAGAUACUACAUUGCUUUUAGCGACUUGGUUAGGAAAACUGAAUGUGUUAACUGCGUGCUUGAGAGCAGAGGCUUCUUUGGAUACAACAGAUGAGAAUGGCAGGAGCGCGUUACAUUUAGCUGCUUAUGCAGGAAAAAGUGAAUGCCUCAAGGUGCUCCUUGGUCAUGGUGCCAACGUGAAUAUCUGGGACAACAGUCAGCAAAUCACACCACUGCAUUGUGCCGCAGGCGGGGGUAAUUUGGACUGCCUCAAACUUCUCAUAGAUAGCGGAGCUGAUGUCAACGCCGGUUUGAAUAACCCCAGUAACAAAAGUCCUCUUUAUUUUGCGGUCCAAAGCAACGCGGUGGAUUGCGUGAGGGAACUUCUGCAGAGAAAUGCCACUCCAAAUACCCAGCAGGUCUUUAGUGAGACUCCUCUGCACGUGGCCGCAUCUCUUGGCCACUCUUUCACCAUGAAGCUACUCCUAGAACACGGCGCUGCGGUGGAUGUCCAAUGCGGCAGAGAACGCAUGACACCCUUACAUUUAGCAGCCGAAGAUGGCGAUCUGGAAUGCGUCAAAAUUCUUAUCAAUGCUGGAGCCGUCAUCGGUGCCAAAAAUUAUAAGAAACAAACACCCCUUCACCUAGCAGCGUUAUCCCAAUGCACGGAAACCAUAGCGUUACUGAUACGCAAAGGAGCCGAUGUCGACGCUGCGGACUCCGACGGAAGGACGCCUCUCCACUGCUCCAUCGUGAAAGCAUCGCGGUCCUGCGAAUGCGUGCGCGUGCUCUUGUGCGCAGGACCAAACGUUAACAAACCCGACAUAUUCGGAUACACGCCGCUCCACCUAGCCGCUCUCAACGAAUACCCCCAUUGCGUCAUGCUGCUGAUAAACAACGGCGGCGAUGUGACUGCCAGGACCAAAGGAGGUGUUUCAGUACUGACGUUCAUAAUCAGGAAAACGCCUGAUGUGAUAACGAGAUACGUUAUGAAAUUCGACAACGCAAUCAAACUCACCGACCACGAACUGGGCGAUGUAGACUGUGAACUCAAGCUGGACUUUCGCGUUCUGGUACCGACUAUGGGCAACAAGGAAACGGAGCUCCUCUUGAACUUUAUCGAAGUCGGCCAUAAAGAAGUUCUCAACCAUCCGCUGUGCGCGACGUUCCUCUUCCUGAAGUGGAGACGGAUCCGGAAGUUCUUUCUAUUCAGUCUGUUUUACCACUCCCUGUUCGUAUGUCUCUUCACGAUUUACGUAAUCGGCGCAUUCCUGAACGACUGUCCCUAUUCGAAGACAGGCGGAAAGCUGUGUUGGGUGUCACACUAUACGCGAAACGUUGGGUAUGUCAUGAUUUUGCUGAAUAUGAUGUUGCUAGGAAAGGAGCUGUUUCAAAUAGCCCACUCUUGGUUUAUUUACAUGAAACAGUGGGAAAACUGGCUGCAGUGGAUGAUAAUCAUCAGCGUCUUUGUAUGCGUCAGACAAGAUGUCUACAACUGGGAACACCACGUCGCUGCUAUAUCUAUCUUCUUGUCCUGGGUCGAGCUGAUGAUGAUAGUGGGGCGAUUCCCAAUUUUUGGGCUGUACAUUCAGAUGUUCACCACAGUUUCGGUCAACUUCGGAAAAUUCAUGUUGGCUUACUUUUGUCUCUUCAUAGCGUUUUCGCUCAGUUUUGGUGUGAUAUUCGCCAACCACCCGGUUUUCAGCGACCUCAAGUGGGUUCUCUUGAAAGUAAUUAUAAUGAUGUCGGGGGAAUUGGAAUACGAAGACGAUUUCUUCCCAGAAGAUAAAAACCAGGGUAUCAAGUAUCCUUACACAGCCCAGUUGAUGUAUUUGUGUUUCGUCCUGUUGGUUACUGUAAUAUUAACAAACUUAAUGGUGGGACUUGCUGUGAGCGAUAUCCAGGGAUUGCAACAGAGUGCCGGUUUGGAUAGACUAGUGCGCCAGGCAGAGCUUGUGGCACACCUCGAGAGUAUGCUUUUCUCCCGGUUACUCACAUGGGUGCCCCAAAAACUGAUGGGGUGGCUACACAAGACAGCUCUACUGCUGAAGUCUCAAUAUGACUGGGCUUUGUAUAUCCGCCCUAAUGAUCCCAGAGAAGAGAAGAUACCUCGUCCCUUAAUACGGGCCAUUUAUCAGUUGGUGGUGGAAAAGAAAGAUAGGCCUAGGAAUAGGAAACAUGGAAAAUUCAAAUCGGAUUAUUAUUACGAUACGGUUUCCCCUUCCUUAUCGAGAUUGAGUUCUUACAACAGUUAUGGACUCAAAAAAGACCUUCUCGGUAAGACGCAGGUGGAUCUCCUGAAAAUCCAAAUGGAUGACAUAUCGAAUGAAUUUAAAGAAUACAAUAAAUUUUUCCAACAAAAGAUUGAUAAAAUCUACCAGGUUUUAAAUGACCGACAUGGUGAUUGAAACAUUUAUAUUUCCUGUUUUCAACGAAUAGUAGACAU
Leptinotarsa decemlineata (Colorado potato beetle) is the source of this 2981-nucleotide messenger RNA. RefSeq names its product transient receptor potential channel pyrexia (gene pyx). Gene Ontology annotation, biological process: monoatomic ion transmembrane transport. Lineage: Eukaryota; Metazoa; Arthropoda; Insecta; Coleoptera; Chrysomelidae. The record is from RefSeq and is a predicted model, not a curated record. Gene Ontology annotation, cellular component: membrane; transmembrane transporter complex. Gene Ontology annotation, molecular function: protein binding; monoatomic ion channel activity.